AUGGUAACCACCCAGCAGCAGAACACGGCGAUAAUGGGCCAACAGCAAAUACAACAUCAAGAUCCUCGGAAAGGACUUUCUCUUUCGGUUAUCGAUCUGAGUAUCCCUAAGGAUAAGGAACCAGAGCCGACGGCUGACAGCCCAAAGCAAGAGAAUGCGGAAAAACCUUCUAGUUCACCGCCAGUAGAACCAGCGAUCAAAUUACUCCGCCCGGCGGAUGCAAGUUUGCUAAUUAAACUUAUUCGCAAAGGUCUAGUAGAAUCAAAGCUGGAUCUGGGGGUGAAGGAUCCUUCUUCGCCGCUAUACUUGGUUAAAACUUUCGAAGCUUUGCACAUGAAUUCGGAACUGCUUCAGGGAGUCUAUGCUAUGGGUUUCAACGCUCCUUCCAAGAUUCAGAAGACGGCUCAUCCUACUCUGUUGGCCGAUCCACCACAGAACAUAAUCGCCCAGAGUUGGUCGGGAACAAGAAAAACCACUGCCUUCGUACUGGCAAUGCUCAAUCGAGUCAAUCCGUUGAAAAACUAUCCGCAGGUGAUUUGCCUUUCCCCACCCACGUACGAGCGGGAGGUGAUGGGAUUCGUCCAGUACAUCGUAACCAAUCCGAUCAUGAUUCUUCUGGUGCGGGAGCAAGAAUCACUCGAUAACACCAAACACUACUACGUCAAAUGCCGCAACCAGGACGAGAAAUAUCAAGCAAUUUCAAACAUGUACGGUGUGAUUACCGUCGGACAAGCGAUCAUUUUCAGUCAUAUGAUGUAUAGGACAGUUGCACGCAAAACGGCCGAUUGGUUGACCGGCAGGAUGUCCCAGGAUGGUCAUUCGGUAGCAGUACUGUCCGGUGAUCUAACGGUGGAGCAACGGUUGGAACGAACGUUUUGUCCAGGGGUUACCAUUGUCGUCAACUUCGACCUGCCGAUGGAUUAG
This is a messenger RNA of Topomyia yanbarensis, 924 nucleotides long. Its product is annotated as DEAD-box helicase Dbp80-like. Gene Ontology annotation, cellular component: cytoplasmic stress granule; nucleus. Gene Ontology annotation, molecular function: RNA binding; RNA helicase activity; ATP binding. Gene Ontology annotation, biological process: poly(A)+ mRNA export from nucleus. The coding region runs from base 1 to 924 and encodes 307 amino acids. The record is from RefSeq and is a predicted model, not a curated record. NCBI's taxonomy places the organism in Eukaryota, Metazoa, Arthropoda, Insecta, Diptera, Culicidae. The transcript has 6 exons.